This is a messenger RNA of Danaus plexippus (monarch butterfly), 1150 nucleotides long. Its product is annotated as alpha/beta hydrolase domain-containing protein 17B. The transcript has 5 exons. Gene Ontology annotation, cellular component: endosome membrane; plasma membrane. Bases 112 to 975 code for a protein of 287 amino acids. Gene Ontology annotation, molecular function: palmitoyl-(protein) hydrolase activity. Gene Ontology annotation, biological process: protein depalmitoylation. The record is from RefSeq and is a predicted model, not a curated record. NCBI's taxonomy places the organism in Eukaryota, Metazoa, Arthropoda, Insecta, Lepidoptera, Nymphalidae.
GGCUUGAAGGACUCCCUCCAAGGCCUAUUAAAUAAAAAAAGUAAAUACUAUUAAAAAUGGCUGAAAUGUUGUUCAACUGUCAAAAUCAGUGAGAUUUCUUUUAUUUUUACAAUGACCUGUAAUUCUUUCAGUGAACUCUGUUGCCUGUUUUGUUGUCCGCCAUGCCCAGGAAAAAUCGCUGCUAAGCUUGCAUUCUUACCUCCCGAACCCACGUAUGCAUUCACACCUGACGAGACUGGAUCAAAAUUUUCGUUGACUCUCACCGAACGGGCCGAAUGGCAAUAUUCAGAACGCGAAAAAGAGAAUAUCGAAGGUUUCUACUCUCGAACAUCAAGAGGCAACAGAAUAGCUUGCCUCUUUGUUCGAUGCAGCCCCAACGCAAGGUUCACUAUACUUUUCUCGCAUGGAAACGCUGUAGAUCUGGGACAAAUGAGUAGUUUCUAUUUAGGUUUAGGUACUAGAAUAAAUUGUAACAUAUUCAGUUAUGACUAUUCUGGAUAUGGAGUUAGUGGUGGGAAGCCAUCAGAAAAGAAUUUGUAUGCGGAUAUCGACGCAGCGUGGCAGGCGUUACGGACUCGGUAUGGAAUAAGCCCAGAAAACAUCAUACUAUAUGGGCAGAGUAUUGGCACAGUUCCCACAGUGGACCUCGCUGCUCGUUAUGAAGUUGGAGCUGUUGUGCUACAUUCACCGUUGAUGUCAGGCAUGCGAGUCGCUUUUCCCAAUACUAAAAGGACCUGGUUUUUUGAUGCCUUCCCAAGUAUCGACAAAAUCCCCAAGGUGACAUCACCAGUGCUUGUGAUCCACGGUACAGAGGAUGAGGUGAUAGACUUCUCCCACGGACUCGCCAUAUACGAGCGCUGCCCACGUGCCGUUGAACCGCUUUGGGUUGAGGGCGCCGGCCAUAAUGAUGUGGAGCUAUUCAAUCAGUACCUGGAGAGACUGAAGCGUUUUGUUUCGGUGGAGUUGCUCAACUGACAAAGACUGCCGGCCUCAGGCCAGACGAAUCAAGGAGAUGAACACAAUAUCGUAUCAACUGUGAGCUCCGGGACAUCGAGUUCGGCUACCGAGAGACUCCUCUAGCUAGCGGGGGCCGGGCCCAGUCGGGCCGGCCCCGAAAAACAUGUAACUAAGAUAGACGCGCCCGCCGCCA